Messenger RNA from Jatropha curcas, 1732 nucleotides. Its product is annotated as Nucleotide/sugar transporter family protein. NCBI's taxonomy places the organism in Eukaryota, Viridiplantae, Streptophyta, Magnoliopsida, Malpighiales, Euphorbiaceae. The record is from RefSeq and is a predicted model, not a curated record.
CGCCGGAUUCAAACGCUCCCAACAGUGCUUAUCCAUACGCAUGAACAGCUGGGCUUGAAUGGUCUUGGCCCAAGAUACUGAAACUGAAAGGCUCUUUUAAGUUUUCAUGCUUCAACACCAGAGCUGACUUGUUUCCAUCUAAGAAUUAAGAUUUGAGAGAGAGGAAGUAGCAAGUCUGUAGUUCAAAUUUAGUAGCAGAGGCAAUGGCAGAUCGGACGAGACUUAUAACUUACGCUUACAUUCUUCUUUACAUCGCUCUCUCUAGUGGCCAGAUCUUCUUUAACAAGUGGGUUUUAUCAUCUAAGGAAAUAAACUUUCCUUAUCCUCUUGGAUUGACUCUACUUCACAUGGUCUUCUCUUCGGUUUUGUGUUUUACACUAACCAAAGUUUUCAAGGUCAUGAAAGUUGAGGAGGGAAUGACAGCAGAAAUAUAUGCAACCUCAGUUAUUCCAAUAGGUGCAACAUUUGCAAUGACCCUUUGGCUGGGAAACACUGCCUACCUGUAUAUUUCCGUGGCUUUUGCACAAAUGUUGAAGGCUGUUAUGCCAGUUGCUGUUUUUAUUCUUGGAGUAGCUGCUGGACUUGAGGUGAUGAGCUGCAGAAUGUUGUUAAUUAUGUCAGUUAUCAGUUUUGGUGUUCUUGUGGCUUCUUAUGGAGAGAUAAAUAUCAGCUGGAUUGGAGUUGUGUAUCAGAUGGGUGGAGUUGUUGGAGAAGCCUUGAGACUUAUUUUCAUGGAGAUUCUAGUAAAAAGGAAGGGUCUGAAGUUAAACCCUAUAUCUGUCAUGUAUUAUGUUAGUCCCUGCAGUGCUCUUUGCCUAUUUAUUCCUUGGAUUUUUCUCGAGAAACCAAGGAUGGAAGCACACGCAUGGAACUUUCAACCUCUUGUGCUAACCCUCAAUUCUCUUUGUACUUUUGCACUCAACCUAUCAGUUUUUCUUGUGAUCUCACAUACCAGUGCUCUGACCAUUCGCGUGGCUGGAGUUGUGAAGGAUUGGGUUGUCGUCUUGCUAUCUGCCCUUCUAUUUGCAGAUACAAAGCUUACAAUCAUAAACCUCCUUGGUUAUUGUAUUGCAAUUGUUGGUGUAGCUGCAUAUAAUAAUCACAAGCUGAAAAAGGAAGCAUCUCAACGUAGCUCUGAUGAAUCACAACCUACUGAGUCUAUACAACUGAUUGCAUCAUCAGUUUCAAAAAGUUAAAUAUAUAGUAAGACUGAUCUGCCAAGACAUCCUACAGCUGCUCCUAUAUUGCAUUAUUCUUUUGCUGGUAUGAAGGUGAAUCGAGUGGGUGUAUUGUGUUCUUUGACGCUGUGAAAUCCAGGAUUACACCAUCAUAAAAAGAACUUCAGCUGAAGACUUCAAAAUUUAAUGUUGUUGUACAAAAUCUAUUUGUAUUUUCAUUUCUUUUUAAUUUUUGAAGGCGGGAGGUGCAAAGCAAAGCAAUUGUUGGGUUCAUUCUACUGAUGUGCAUUCAUUUUUUCCUCCACCUCUGUCAACCUAUAGACAGGUAUAUCCAACUACACUGAGAUCAUACUUUGGAUCUUGAAAAGCUUAUAUGACCUGAGAUUUACAUUUCAACUUGAAGUUUUAUUUGUAAUCCAGAAAAUAACUUACCGGAAGGAGUUUUUACAUAAAACAUUGCUUUUGGUUCUUAAAUUUUUUUACUUUUACUCAUACUUCUGGCUCGGCUCGGCUCGGGUUAUUAUUAUCAAUAGUUAAAAGUAUUAAUUUGAAUA